This is a messenger RNA of Biomphalaria glabrata, 2479 nucleotides long. Its product is annotated as epoxide hydrolase 1-like. The coding region runs from base 297 to 1337 and encodes 346 amino acids. The transcript has a single exon. Lineage: Eukaryota; Metazoa; Mollusca; Gastropoda; Planorbidae. Gene Ontology annotation, molecular function: hydrolase activity. The record is from RefSeq and is a predicted model, not a curated record.
GUCGAAGUAAAGGGAGGUAAGGAAGAUCCUGGAUUGUGUUGGGUGCCGUGAGUUGGAACAAAUUGGCAACCCUUGCAAUGAAAAGGUAUCGCACAUGCUGGGACCUUUGUGGACAUAACACAAGAUACGCUUACACGGCAUUAGUGUUACACUUUCUUCCUUCUUGCGUGUUUAAACAUCUUCAAACGUUGAAAUAGACUUCGGCAUUCGUUCAGGCAGGGAUCAACUGUUAAGUGUUAGGACCAGUUAAGACCUGGGUGGAAUUUAUCGUGUGGAUUUCCAUUACAACUGUGGACAUGUCUAAGUUGGCCGUCCAGUGUUCCAUGUGGAUGAUGGCCGUGUACCACGGUUUCCGCAUGUUGGCUUUCAUAGCCACCAUGUGCUGGACGUAUGGAGUGAGGAGUGUGUUUAGCUGGAAGCCCACGCCGAGGCCGAAGCAGCUGGAUGACCCUUCCUUGGGCACUCACGGGAUGCUUACCUUGGACAAUGUGGUCAUUCACUACGUGGUCAGCGGCCCAGAAGACAAGCCCUUGAUGCUCUUUGUCCACGGCUUUCCGGAGUUUUGGUACUCCUGGAGGCACCAGAUACGCGAGUUCCAGAAAGACUUCAGGGUCGUGGCUAUUGACAUGCGCGGUUACGGCGAGUCCAGCAAGCCUAAAGGCAUGGAUGAGUACUGUCUAAAGAAGCUCUUGGGCGACGUCAAGCAGGUCAUUUUCGGCAUGGGAUACUCCAAGUGCAUCUUGGUCGGUCACGAUUGGGGCGGUGCCGUAUGCUGGGCCUUCGGGAGACUUUUCCCCGAGAUGGUGGAGAAGCUGAUCAUCAUGAACGCCCCGCCGGCGCCCGUGAUGCAGAAAGUGUUUAGAAAGAGCAAGAAGCAGCUCCAGAUGUCUUGGUACAUCUUUUUCUUCCAGCUGCCCUAUCUCCCAGAGCUUCUGGUGAGGCUCAACAGCUUCGUGUUUUUUGACAACGUCUUUGGAAACAAAUACAUAGGCAGGUUGGGGUUUCCGAAGGCGUUUGAGAACCCUUUGAGCCAAGAGGAUAUUGCUGCUUACAAGUACACGUUCUCUGAUGUCGAAGGCGUCACUGCUCCCAUAAACUACUACAGGGCCAGGCUCCGCUCCGCUGUGGGGCAGGUGGACUACGACAUGGCCUUCGCCAUCCCUGUCCUGGUGGUCUGGGGGGUCAAGGAUGUGGCUCUCAGCCUGACCAUAGUAGAAGACAUUGAGAAAGAGUUCCCGAACAUUACUGUUCGAAGAAUCGAGGACGCUGGUCAUUUCGUGCAGAUGGACCGACCGGAUUUGGUGAACAAAGCAAUACGAGACUGGCUGAAUGAAUGAUAGAUGGAUACAGUGUGCACUGAAUUCUUUCAAUUUAAAAACUGAAGUAUUAUCAUUUGUUAAAAUGUAAUUAUUUCACUUUCUCUAAAGUUAAGUAGUGUUUAAGUGAAAAUGUAACUACUAUUCAUACUCUGGCAAAUUAGGAUUUUGUAGCUUUUUUUUUCUCUUAAAGUCUUACAUAAAUUAUAUUAUAGCUUUUAUAUAGCGCUACUUUCAUGCUUAUAGCAUGCUGUACUAGUUUGAGAACCGAAACCAGAUUAUGUCAUUUGACUUGUACAUAUAAUACAACAUAUUUCUAAAGAGAUUUAAAUAUUGCAUUUUUAAACGCGCUGUUUGUGAUCAUGUUUUAGUUUUUGUUUGAAACCACUUUGGAGACUGGCACUAUUAAUUUCACAUUUUGAUUCUUAGCCAAUGUCUAGUUCUACAAUCAUCUUAACAUUUUUAUUUCAAGCCAAUGUCUAGUUCUACAAUCAUCUUAACAUUUUUAUUUCAAGCCAAUGUCUAGUUCUACAAUCAUCUUAACAUUUUUAUUUAAAGCCAAUGUCUAGUUCUACAAUCAUCUUAACAUUUUUAUUUCAAGCCAAUGUCUAGUUCUACAAUCAUCUUAACAUUUUUAUUUCAAGCCAAUGUCUAGUUCUACAAUCAUCUUAACAUUUUUAUUUUAAGCCAAUGUCUAGUUCUACAAUAAUUCUUAACAUUUUUAUUUUAAGCCAAUGUCCAGUUCCACAGUCAUUCUUAACAUUUUUAUUUUAAGCCAAUGUCAAGUUCCACAGUCAUUCUUAACAUUUUUAUUUUAAGCCAAUGUCAAGUUCCACAGUCAUUCUUAACAUUUUUAUUGUUAGCAAAUGUCUAGUUCCACUAUCAUUUUUUUUUCGUAAAAAGUUGCUUUUUCAGUGACUCACAAUGUCCUUUUAAAAAACAGUUGUCUUUUUUUUUCCCAUUAUCAUAGUCUUGUUUUGUCGGCUUAGUGAAUAGGUUCCCUCUAAAUGUUUAUUUAGAUAAGUUUACAUGUAGCGGGCAUUUAAAUAUACUGGCAUGUACCUAGUUUCUUUGUGUGAAUGAUACUCGCAUUGUUUUAAAAUGUUAUCAAUGUUUUAUAAUGGUGUAUAGAAAGCUGCAGAUAUAUUUUUAUCAAAACCCUA